Molecule: messenger RNA, 2428 nt
Organism: Cyprinodon tularosa
Lineage: Eukaryota; Metazoa; Chordata; Actinopteri; Cyprinodontiformes; Cyprinodontidae
Product: inhibin beta B chain
Exons: 2
Coding region: 136-1290 (384 amino acids)
Biological process (GO): BMP signaling pathway; SMAD protein signal transduction
Cellular component (GO): extracellular region
Molecular function (GO): cytokine activity; growth factor activity
Source: RefSeq, a predicted model, not a curated record
CGCCACUGCUUCUUCAGCGUCUUUCUUCACUGCACCAGAGUUUCCAGCAAGAGCAUCUGACCACACCAAGUGGAAAGAAGCACUAAAAGAAUAGAUUUUAAAAGAUUUUUAUUAGUCAAAUUACUUAGUUCGAAAAUGCAAAUCCUCGCUUCACACUGGAGGAUGACGACGUCUUUUUCACUCAUCUCACUGUUUCUACUACUGCCAACUUUACUGCAGAAGGGUCUCUGGGUGUGCGGCUCCCCAGGCUGCGCAUCCUGUGGCUUACCACCGUUGGAGAAAGAGGCAGAGGAGAGGCUGAUGAUAGAGAUCGCAAAACAGCAACUUUUGGACAAGCUGCACCUGAAAGAGAGACCAAACAUCACUCAGACGGUGCCGCGAGUGGCGCUUCUCACCGCGCUGCGUAAGCUUCACUCAGGGCGCGUCAGGCAGGAUGGUACCCUUGAACUAGAUAACAGCUUACCAACAAAAGAUCAAGGCUAUGAGAUAGUGAGCUUUGCAGAUAUAAAUGAUUCAGGCAGCGGUGAUAAGGCCAGCCUCAGCCUUACCUUUCAGUUUCUACAGGAACGUGGCAAGAGCAUCCAAGUCCUCCAGUCCUCUCUGUGGAUCUACGCUCAACCCUCUGAGGAUCCUUACCGGAACUCUCGCCUGCUUGCCCGGGUCUUCCUCUCAGCAGACGAAGGAACCUCAGGCUCUAAUCGCACCCUGGUAAUAGAAAAGAUGCUGGAAGUCAAAGAGAGUAACUGGCACACCUUCACAAUAACACGCACACUACAGACUUUCUUGGAUGGAGGUCAGAGACGGCUCCGGCUUGAGGUCAGCUGUAUAGAGGAUGGAAGGAACCUCUGCUCUUUAGAUGGCUCGGUUGACAGAGCAAACCAGCCCUUCAUGGUGGCCCAGGUGCGUCUGCGCGAUGACCACUCCAAGCAUUUAGUCAGAAAACGCUCACUGCGCUGUGGCGAUGAGGUGACGGUCUGCUGCAAGAGAGACUUCUACAUCAGGUUUAAGGACAUCAAGUGGGAUGAGUGGAUCAUUGCACCUGAAGGCUACCACAUGAACUACUGCAUGGGUCAGUGCCCCCCACAUCUGGCUGGCUCGCCCGGCAUAGCAUCCUCAUUCCACACUACUGUCUUCAGCCAGCUUAAAGUCAAUGGCAUCAACACAGGCACGGCUUCAUGCUGCAUUCCCACUGAGCGGCGGCCACUCUCCAUGGUCUAUUUCAACUCUCAGCACAGCAUCGUUAAAAUGGAUGUCCCUGAUAUGAUAGUAGAGUCCUGUGGAUGCACAUAAAGAACAGAAAAAGGCACUCUGUGACUAACAGAUUGACAGACUGAAAUAAUUUAAGAGGUAUGCUUGCUUUGGACAGCCUAAUAAUUAAACAUUUUUUACAAGUGGCUAAAACAGAUAUAUGCAAAUACACUGAAUGCCUAUACUGAAACAUUUUUUUAUGUAAUUUCUAUAUAUAAAUCCUGGUAUUAACAGCAAAUCUUUUAGAGAUUUUGAGAAACAAGAUGUUUUCUCUAUGGGUUUACAGGGAGGUUUCUAUGUAUGUAGUGCAUAUUUUAUACAAACAAGAACAAAAUUUAUAUUUGUAAAAUCAAGGUAUUGUAAAGGGAUUAUAUGAUGAAGUAAGAGUAUUUAGUACUGUAGUUGCAAGUGGAAAAAAAACCCUACAUUUAUGAUAAAAGUCGAGAGUAUUUUAUAUUUUCAUUGGUUUCAAUUCUUUUUUUGUGUGGAAUUUUUCACAAAAAAUUGUCCCAGCUUUUAUUCUGAAAUUAUACUAAUACACCGGCAUAAUUUAUUUAAAAAAUAAUUUCUCUUUUUUAUUUAUAGCCACUGUAUUCUUUUUUUUAUUAAAUCUGAUCCCAUUAGAAACAUUGAAAUUUUUGCUGAAUUUUAUGGUUCUCUGUCUCUAAAUAAGAUUAUAUAGAAGCAUGACCCCUGAAAUAAUUCUUUAUUUUCAAGAUGCAGUUAAAUGAUUUUUAAAAAAUCAAAGAAUGACAUAAUACAACUACUGAAAAGUGCUUUAUAUUUACAUGCAUAGAAUCAAAUCAUAACAUAUGUAAUAUCUGACAUAAGCUCUGACUGUGGGCAGCCAGCAUAGCAUCAAUUUAAAAAAUAUUUGAUCAUCUUUACCGUAUUAUUUACACAAGCUAUCUAACCAGACGGGUGAGUUUAGCGGUGUAUGAACCAGAGGUCAUUCCUAGGCAGCAUGGUCAAACAUUUAGCUAUUGCCUCAGUGUCUGCUCCUUUGAAGGUCUGUGAGGCAGUUGGGUCAACAAGCAUGUGCAUCAGCACGUUGGCUUUUAUAGCUCUCAAAGUCUAAAGUUUUUAGGGGUGAUGUAAAUUUAGUAUCUCUCCAGCGAUAAGUAAACGAGGUGUAUCUGUUUGUUAAAAUGUCUUUGUUGGUUUAUAAAUGUUGAAUUUA